Trichoplusia ni (cabbage looper) is the source of this 1142-nucleotide messenger RNA. RefSeq names its product regucalcin-like. Lineage: Eukaryota; Metazoa; Arthropoda; Insecta; Lepidoptera; Noctuidae. Bases 134 to 1039 code for a protein of 301 amino acids. The record is from RefSeq and is a predicted model, not a curated record. The transcript is spliced from 6 exons. Gene Ontology annotation, biological process: L-ascorbic acid biosynthetic process. Gene Ontology annotation, molecular function: gluconolactonase activity; calcium ion binding.
UUCAAGAUUCUGAAUAAUCUGGUCAUAAGUACUUAACGGAACAAACAUACUUAUCACUUCAAGUACAUAAUAAAACGUGUUAAUCAGAUAGUGUGUGAAGUCUGCAAGUAUUAUUAGUCAAUUGUAUUCACAAAUGGCGCCAAUUGUGACACAAGCCACGGACCCUGUCCUGCUAGGCGAGGGCCCGCACUGGGACCACGAAGACAACGCCUUGUACUUCGUCGGCAUCCCUGACUACACCGUCAACAAGUAUGUGCCAGCUACUGGCACUCACACAAGCACGAAGUUUGAGUACAUUCCUCACUUCAUAAUCCCUGUGGAGGGUAAGAAGAAUCACUUCAUGAUCACACAGGCGCGCAAAAUUGUGGAGAUCGAGUGGUCGGGCGAGGACGGCGCAGCCAAGAUUGUGAGGACUUUCGCAGAAGUGGACCACGACCAGCCGAACAACCAGUUUAAUGAUGCCAAAGCAGAUCCCAGAGGACGACUGUUUGCUGGUACUAUGGGUCCCAGCCUAGACAUAAACAACAUGACUGAAGCUGUAGGCUCCCUGUACCGCUUCGACGGUGACGGUACAGCACACAAGCUGGCGACAGGCAUGAGGCUUUCCAACGGAAUGUGCUGGGACCUCAAAGAAAGGGCUUUCUACUACUUGGACUCGCUGUUGUACACCAUAUGGAGAUACGACUAUGAUGUGGAAACUGGAAACAUUGCAAACCGCAGAGAAGUGUUCUCCCUGAAGGAGAAUGGCCUCAAUGGCUUGGCAGACGGAAUCACCAUCGACACUGAUGGGAACCUGUGGUUCGCCAUCUACAACGGAUCCCAGAUUGUGAAAUUUGAUCCACGAACCGGGAAACUUUUGGAACAAAUCCCCAUACCAGCGAAGGAAGUGACGUCAUUGACCUUCGGAGGUCCCAACCUUGACGUGCUGUAUGUGACUACUGGCAGAAUAGACAAGUCCCCUCACCCUGCUGGGGCCAUCUUCGCAGUCACAGGGAUCGCCGCCAGGGGGCAUCCUAAUGUCAAGAUUAAGUUAAAUUGAAUUUUUUACUCUGUUUUUGUUGAGAAACCUACUCGUAUGUUGUAUUUAUUAAGUUUUUGUUAAGUCAUAUGUCAUCAGAACUGAUUAAAACUUUUUCAAAAAU